Lactuca saligna is the source of this 399-nucleotide messenger RNA. NCBI's taxonomy places the organism in Eukaryota, Viridiplantae, Streptophyta, Magnoliopsida, Asterales, Asteraceae. The record is from the annotation of a GenBank genome assembly.
AUGGUCAUGGCUACCAAGUACUCCAUGAUCAUGGCUACCAAUUUGGAGUCUUAUUACCAUAUGUGUCAACUUACACAUCCUUUUUUAAAAGCUUCUGGAGCUGGAAACAUUGUUUUGAUUUCAUCUGUUGCAGGUCUUGUUCACGUUUCUGUUGGGUUUGUUUAUAGUGUCACCAAAGGUAUGGUUUGUUUGGCUCCAUAUUUUAUAUCUGAUUUCAUCUGGAAACAACUAGCUAUUGUAUCUAUUCAGACUAGGCUUAGAGCAAUGGUUGCAAGAGAUGAGUUCAGAAGAAGAAGAAACACGGUUGCAACUAUAGUUCAGGUACUAUGGAUGAAUUAUGUUUGUAAAGUAUUUAAGAAAAUGAUUAGAAACAAGGGUGAAUUUGUACAGAUUAGUUAG